AUGGACAGUCAAAAGAAACCGGAUUCCCUCCCCUCCUCCUCGAGAGAUGGGGAAUCCCACAAGAAGGGCAACCGCAGUACUCGAGCAAAAUACUACAUUGCUUCGAUUACACAGCUUCUUCCGUUUGUCAAUAGCAAGGAUAAACCCAAACCUUCAAAAAGGAGGAAGAUCAUUUACUAUGCGAUUGUCGCUAUGAUAUUCUUGGCCAUUGUUGCAAUCGGUUUAGGACUUGGAUUGUCAGCGCGAGCUGCCAAGGAUGAUCAUAGGUAUAGCAACGUCGUCCUUCUGGACUAUGCCGCCUACCGUGGGCAUAUGCAGGAUAACGGUGUUUCGUAUUGGAAGGGGAUGCGAUAUGCGGCCGCGCCAACGGGGAGUUUGAGGUUCGCUGGACCACAGGAACCGGAUAUUGUACUUGAAGUUCAGGACGCUAUUUCGCAUGGUCCCUUGUGCAUUGCUACUGGCACCUAUCCCAUCCCCAGCAGUCAGUCCGAAGACUGCCUGUAUGUAGACGUCUAUGCGCCAACUCAUGCGAAAAACAAUACCGCUCUACCAGUCUUCGUCUGGAUUCAAGGAGGCGGAUACAACUCAUUGAGCAAUGCCAACUAUGACGCCACAGGAUUGAUCCAAGCAUCCGAUCUCAACAUUGUGGUAGUCACUUUCAACUAUCGCGUGGGUCCGUAUGGAUUCCUUGCUUCGCGUGAAGUUGAGCACAGCGGGAGCUUGAAUAAUGGACUCAAGGAUAUGAUCAAGUUGCUGCAAUGGGUGCAGAAGUAUAUCGGAGAGUUUGGAGGUGAUCCCACCCACGUCACCAUCGGCGGCGACAGCGCAGGCGCAGGAGCAAUCACACUCCUCCUCUCAGCCUACGAUGGCGGCAAGCAACUGGACGGUCUCUUCCAUGCCGCAGUCGCUGAGUCUCAGUCCUUCGGUCCUCAACUCACAGUGUCCGAAUCCCAGUUCCAAUUCGACAAUCUGACUGAACGCACUGGUUGCGCACGCCAUGAUCACCCUCUAAGUUGCCUACAAAACCUCGACAUUGACACUCUCCAACGACAUAAUACGUUCAUUCCUUAUCCAUCUGGGGUCCAUCCACCACUAUACCCCUACGGCCCCACGAUUGACAACAAUCUCGUAUCGAAUUAUACAUUCACUUUAUUCGGCGAAGGGAAUUUCAUGAAAAUCCCCGUCAUAUUCGGUGAUGAUACCAACGAAGGCACCGUUUUCACACCACACAAUACAUCCAGCGUGGAACAAGCCGAUGGCUUCCUCACGGACAACUUCCCAUUUCUGAAUGAUACCGAACUCUCAACUAUAAAUUCAAUAUACAUGUCCCAACCGGACAACCCCGUCUAUCCAAAAGCAGGUAAAUAUUGGCAAGGAGUGUCCAACGCCUAUGGAGAAAUGCGCUACAUCUGUCCUGGUAUAUAUCUCACAACUGCAUACAACAACGACUCGGAAACGAGUGACACAAUCUGGAAUUAUCAUUACGCCGUUCUUGAUGAUAAAGCUAAUACCACCGGUUACGGCACACAACAUACGGUUGAAGUAAACGCAAUCUGGGGUCCGGAAUAUGUCUCUUCAGGAUCUGCGCCGAAAUCGUAUUCUACAACGAAUGAAGGUAUUGUGCCCCUUAUGCAAGGGUAUUGGACUAGUUUUAUACGCUCGUAUAAUCCUAAUACGUAUCGUGCUGAGGGAGCACCGGAAUGGAAUACCUGGGGGAAUAGUGCGGAGAGAUUGUUUAUAAAGACGAAUGAUACUCAUAUGGAGACUGCGCCGAGUGAGCAGUUGAAUCGGUGUAGGACGUUGCAGGGAAUGGCGGUUUGGAAUCAUCAGUGAUUUAUUUCCCUUUUAGGGUUGUCGAUAGUUUUUUUUUCUUUUCCUUUUCUUUUCCUUGUACAUAUUGGCUUGGAAGUGUAUAUGUAAAUAUGGGCAGAUGAGCGAUGCUCUGAUGAUACCAGAACUAAGAUUUUUGCUGC
Talaromyces stipitatus ATCC 10500 is the source of this 1973-nucleotide messenger RNA. Its product is annotated as triacylglycerol lipase, putative. The transcript is spliced from 3 exons. The record is from RefSeq and is a predicted model, not a curated record. Lineage: Eukaryota; Fungi; Ascomycota; Eurotiomycetes; Eurotiales; Trichocomaceae. Bases 1 to 1833 code for a protein of 610 amino acids.